Molecule: messenger RNA, 1929 nt
Organism: Symbiodinium pilosum
Lineage: Eukaryota; Dinophyceae; Suessiales; Symbiodiniaceae
Source: the annotation of a GenBank genome assembly
AUGUUGCCCUAUGUCGACCAGCGAGUGGUGGUACUGGAGGACCUUUCGGCCACGCGGCGGCUGCUUCAGCUCCGCGAUGCCCCGGUGGCAGCCUUGGGCGCAGAGGCAGAGGCCCUGAGUCCAGGCGGCUGCAUCCUUCUUCUGGCUACAGCCAGCGGUGGCUUGCUGGCUAUCUCUGCCUUGCGCACGCAGAAGGCCGUCACCCUUUUCGUCAACGACCAAGCCAUGCCGCUCAUGUGCGAGGCUUCGUGGUUGCCGGCUGCCCUGCCGGCGCCCCCAACUGCCAGCGAAGAGAGGUGGCCGGAGAAAGCGGUUGCUCAUGCGGUAGUUGCAUGCUUUGCCUUGGACAGCAUGCGGACCAUGGCCAGCUUUGAAGAAGUGAAGGCCUUGAGCUCCGAGGAUGAGGAGUCGAAGAACUCCUCCCGCAUCCUAUCCAUUCAGCGCGUGCACGAAGAUGAGGAUGAGGAGUCGAAGCACUCCUCCCGAUGGGGCUUCCGAGUGCCACCUCUGCGAUCUCUACCUUUCAGCGGUCUCAAAAUCGCCGUCCUCGCUGCUGCUUGCUUGGCAGCGGCAACGCUCUUUUUCCAGAGCUCGAAGCCCUGCAAGCCGCGGGAGUUCGUAAAUUUUGGAGCUUUGCAGGGGAAAUCUGCAGUGGAUCUGGAAGCAAACAUGGCGCUGAAAGCAACUUCCUUGAAGCGCAUCCAGAGCAGGAAAUUGGCAGAUGAAGUAGUGAUGAAGACCAUGAAAGCCGCGGGACAGGAGUAUUCCAAGCAUUACUACAAUCGCGAGGUGAGAGCGUUGCCUGCCGACCCUGCGGAUGCCGCUCGUGAAAUGCUCACCAAGGAGGAGGCCAUCGCUUACAGGGCGGCCAAGAAGAACAAGCGCCUCACAGAGGGUCGAACCGUCUUCUGCGCUUUCAAUGUCCUCGAAGCCUUCGUGUCAGUUGUGGGUCUGGGUGACGACAUCAAUGCAAUUAUCAGGGUUUGCCCGCCUCCACGUGAUGGAGAAUCAGAGUUGGCGUGCCAAGUGGAUGCUGCCAUUCUGGUGGCAUGGGUUGGCAAUGCUGCUGCCAAGCUGUCUUUCGCGGCCUCCAACUGCGCAACAACCAUCAAGGUGAAUGCGCUCUGUGGCGUAGGUGUGACCGGCCUCGUCUCAGUUGUGGGCGAGCUGGCAGCCACCGCUUCUCUUGCCGCGGCGACUUGCACCGCAACUCCACCCAGCCUGACCACAACGGCAAUCGGCGAGCUUGGCGACCAAACCGUUCGAAGAGGACGACGACUACUGGUUGGCGAAGGGCGGGUUGGCGUCGGCUUGCAGUGCUUUGUGGAUGUGGGAAUGGUUGCAAGCAACAUUGCCAACAUGGGUAUCUCCAUCUUUCAGGCAGUCCAGAGUGGAAGUUGCGGGCACAAGGCUCUGUCGUCGCCUGUCAACAAGCUGACUGGGAUCCCCGAGGCUCUUUGCACGGUGGACAUUGGCGGUGCCAUUGCGUACAUUGGCCAGGUUGUCACCUUCAUCAACUUGGUCGUAGUUCAUUGCCAAGACUUCUUGGACGUGAGCGCCCUGUGUGGUGCGAGCAUUGCGGGAAUCACUACGGCAGCAGCUGCAGUGGCCCCUUACGGCGCGGCAGUGCACGCAGCCUGUGCCAGGAACGCAAUUGCCAAGGACGCCGCAAUCCAGGCAAAGAUCAACAGCCUUUACACGGUGCCUUCCUUGCAUCGACGCUUGAAUGAGGUUGAGGAUGCAGUCGGCAACCUGAAGACCAUCCGGCGGAAGCUUGAGCAACAUCUGGGCUUGAAUGUCACAGGCUCCAGCACCGCGGUCUCAAGGGCCGACCUGGAGAACAUGAUUCAGCUCAUUGAUGGUGGAGUUGAUGAGGAGAAGAGGUCCACACGUGGAUCGUUGAUCUUCUCUGAUGAAUGUAAGGAGUGA